This is a messenger RNA of Mesorhabditis spiculigera, 750 nucleotides long. The record is from the annotation of a GenBank genome assembly. NCBI's taxonomy places the organism in Eukaryota, Metazoa, Nematoda, Chromadorea, Rhabditida, Rhabditidae.
AUGGGCAAAACGUUGUUGCUUUUUGACGUUGAUGGAACCUUGACGGCUGCUAGAAAGGAUAUCACAUCGGAAAUGAAGGAAUUUCUGGCCAACAUUCGCUCUUCCGGAACGCAGCUAGCCGUCGUUGGCGGCUCGGAUCUCAACAAAAUUGCCGAACAACUCGCCGGACAGGAUCUUGAUCAUCUACUCCAACAAUUUGACUACGUCUUUGCCGAGAACGGUGUCGUUGGCUACCACGGAAAUGAGGCAUACCCAGUCCACAAAAUCCAAACUCGACUUGGCGAGGAUAAGCUGCAAGAUCUGAUUAACUUUGUCCUCGAAUAUUUCUCGAAACUUCGGCUGCCGGUGAAACGGGGCAACUUUGUGGAGUUCAGAAAUGGCAUGAUCAAUUUCUCGCCGAUCGGCAGAAGCUGUACGCACGAGGAGAGGGCCGACUUUGUAGUUUACGACAAUCAGCAUAAAAUUCGUGAGCAAUUUGUGAAAAUUUUGGAAGAAAAAUUCGCAUCUUACGGCCUGACUUUUGCUAUUGGCGGCCAAAUCUCGGUGGAUGUCUACCCGACCGGCUGGGACAAGACGUUCUGUUUGCGUUACCUGGAGAAAGAAUUCGACAGCAUCCACUUUUUCGGGGAUCGCACGAUGCCGGGCGGCAACGACCACGCGAUCUACAUUGACAACCGGGUCACCGGGCACGCCGUCGAGGGGCCCAUGGACACAAUAAGUCAGGUGGAAACCGUACUGAAGUCAUCAAGC